This is a messenger RNA of Brassica napus (rape), 979 nucleotides long. Its product is annotated as photosystem II repair protein PSB27-H1, chloroplastic-like. NCBI's taxonomy places the organism in Eukaryota, Viridiplantae, Streptophyta, Magnoliopsida, Brassicales, Brassicaceae. Gene Ontology annotation, cellular component: photosystem II; chloroplast thylakoid lumen. Gene Ontology annotation, biological process: photosystem II assembly; photosystem II repair. The coding region runs from base 355 to 879 and encodes 174 amino acids. The transcript has a single exon. The record is from RefSeq and is a predicted model, not a curated record.
CGAAUUAACUAUUAAAAUGAAUGGGCUUUAGAUAUCCAAUGUAAACUUAUUGGCUUUCAGUAAACUUAUUAUGCUUUCAAUUUAUCUAAUUUAAACGUUUGGGCCUAUGUUAACAAACGAAGCCCAAACGUCAAAAAGACAAAACCGUGGGAGCCGCAGAAACAUCACAUCAGAGAGACUCCACUCCAUUGUUGGACUCAGAUCUUCCAUGUCUAAUGCUCAAAAACCUCACAAUCUGGAUAAGAAGAGAAGAUAAGGGACACGCGUCAAAUAUCCAACACCCCUAAAACAUUGUCUGAGUUACUAAAACACACAAAACUCUUCUUCACUCUCUCUUUUACAUCUUUCCCGACAAUGGCUUCAGCUUCACCGACAGCUACUCUUCUCAAACCCAAUCCUCCUCCUCCGCCGCAUAAACCGACCGUCAUCACCGCCUCCGUAUCUCCUCCUCUUCGCCACACCCUCCUCCGCCGCGAUUUACUCUCAUUAACCGCCGCAUCAACGCUUAUUCUAACGCAGUCAAUUAUUCCGUUUGUAGCUCCGUCGCCAGCUUCUGCCGCCGAAGACGAAGAGUACGUGAAGGAUACGUCGGCGGUGAUCUCUAAAGUUCGAACGACGCUCUCGAUGGAGAGGACGGAUCCGAACGUGGCGGACACGGUGGCGGAGCUGAGAGAGGCGUCGAACUCGUGGGUGGCGAAGUACAGGAAAGAGAAAGCGCUGCUGGGGAAAGCGUCGUUCAGGGACAUGUACGCGGCGUUGAACGCAGUGUCGGGACAUUACGUGAGCUUUGGACCGACGGCUCCGAUACCGGCGAAGAGGAAGGCGAGGAUUCUUGAAGAGAUGGAGACUGCUGAGAAAGCUCUUUCAAGAGGAAGAUAAAAUUUACAGUAACACAGUUAUUCUUGUUGUUGAUAGAAUUUCAUUUUCACAAAAAUGCCUAUCGAAUUAUUUAUGAGAAGAUAAAUUUGAAUUUGCUCGA